ACCUGACCAAACUUAAACCUGAAGCUCCCUCCUCUCCCUUGGUCAGAGGUCCCACCUUGCAUCAGUCUCCUGGCUCUGUCAGAGCUGGGUGAAGGGACAAACUUGUGUCAAACUGUGGACCUCCUGAAACCAACCAAACAAAACCAGUUCUGACCAAAUUAAAUCCUCUGCAUGUCCCAGGGCUACCGAAGACCUCUAGGCCCCUUAUAUCAUUCAGCUGCAGAUUAAUUAAUGCGUAAAUUAAUGCUUUAAAUCAGGAUGAGUCGUGUCUUAGUUAUAUAUUUAGCCAACCUUUUUUUAAUUGUGAUUAAAAUUAAGUAAUGUCUGUGUGACCCCUCAGCACUGGUCAUUUGAAUUAUGAGUAAUUUACACCUCAGUUUAAUGUCAAUGUAUCUCCUAUAGACUGACAGACAAACUGUAUUUUUUGAAGAGACUAUUGUAAUCAUUUUUGGUCUUCAUUAGAUAGAACAAGGAAUUUGUCAUCAAUACAAAUCUCCAAGUAGAAAUUACACAUACUGCUCUUAAGAUUACACAGGAUGGGGAAGAGGUACAGUUUUGUUGGAAAUUAAUGUUGAAAUUACCACGCGGAGAAACUUGCAAAGACGGCUCUAAAAGUACAUGAUAAUAAAGUGAUAAAUGUAGCUUAUGGUAGGGGAGAAGCAAACAUGGCAGAAACUACUACUAGGCACUACUGGGGAGACAUUACUAAUAAAUAAAAAAAAAUAAAGAAUCUGUUCAUGAUAAGCAGCUGAAAGGAGUGGAGGGGGAGUAUGAGAGGUGCAUUUGUACUGGGCCUUUAAAUGGGUUUUGCAUCCGGAGCAGCGCGUUCAUAUCCACACAACACAGGUGCACAGCUGCUGCUGGCCUCCAGUUCACCAUGGCCCAGAACCAGGUGAUCCUGCAGUUCCGGUUCGCCACGUUUGGGGACUCCAUGCUGCAGAAGAUGAACCUUCUACGACACCAGAGACGGUUCUGUGAUGUCACUGUGCGUAUCAACCAGCUGGAGGUCCCUGGUCAUAAGGUGGUGUUUGCCGCAGGCUCUUCUUUCUUGAGAGACCAGUUCAUCCUUCAGCAGGACUCCAGGGAAGUCCAGAUCUCCAUGAUUCAGGAGGCGGAGGUGGGACGGCAGCUGCUGCUGUCCUGCUACACAGGCCAGCUGGAGUUUCCAGAGCUGGAGCUGGUGCAUUACCUGACAGUGGCCAGCUUCCUUCAAAUGGGCCACAUUGUGGAGCAGUGCACUCAGGCCCUCAGCAAGUUCAUCAAACCUCAGGCUGCACCUCACCUGAAGGUGGAUGUGGAUGUGGAUGUGAGGAGGGAGAAAGAGGAAGGUUCAUCGUCCGAGGCCCAGAGAGAGCAAGAGCGCACUCAGAUGCGGAUGGUCCAUCAGGAGGAGGAGGAGGAGGAGGAAGAGGAGGAGGAGGAUGAGGAGGAGGAGGUGGAUCAGGUAGAGGACGACAACAAUGGUGACGGUGAUGAUGACGAGGAUGAUGAUGAUGAUGUGAUCAUACAGCCUAAGUCCCCUCUCCAGAUUUUGAGCAGACGCCCAAGGCAGGGUAUGGCGGAGAAUGACAUCACUAUAGUAAAGGUGGAGUCUGUGUCUGAGGUAGCAGAAAAUUCCAUCACCAGCCACUUCCCCACCAGCCCGCCUGCUGCUCUCCACUCCCCUGAGCCACAGCAUUCGCUCAUCAACUCCACUGUGGACAGUCGCAGCAGUGAGAUGGCAGUUCCACCUGGCAUGGCCGGGUACCCGUUCACCCCCCCUCCUCCCUCCCCUCCUGCAGACAAACACAGCACGCACCAGAGGAACUACGACAAGCCUCUGCAGUGGUAUCACCAGUGCCCAAAAUGCGCCCGGGUCUUCCGCCAGCUGGAGAACUACGCCAACCACCUCAAGAUGCACAAGCUCUUCAUGUGCCUCCUGUGCGGAAAGACUUUCACACAAAAAGGCAAUCUGCACCGACACAUGCGCGUCCACGCCGGCAUCAAGCCCUUCCAGUGUAAAAUCUGCGGUAAGACCUUCACUCAGAAGUGUUCUUUGCUGGAUCACCUUAACCUGCACAGUGGGGACAAGCCCCACCGCUGCAACUACUGUGACAUGGUGUUCGCUCAUAAGCCAGUUCUUCGCAAGCACCUCAAACAGAUCCACGGCAAGAACAGCUUUGACAACGCAAACGAAGGCACCUUGCACGAUGGGGGGCUUGACUUUGAUUUUAGCCGAAUAUGAAAUCCGUGGGCAUUUUUUAAAAUAGAUUUGUUGGAUACUAUCAGUUAUUUAAAUGUUUAUGAUGCAGAUUUUCCCCCGGAUGAGACAUCAGUGAAACGAGUCAUCGUAAAUUUAACACUUUAUACAAAGAUGGAGCAUUAAGCCAACGAUUGCAUUUUAAAAGACGUGACGGCUGGUUUCGAAUGAUGGCUUAAACUGGAGAACAUAAACAUGAAAGAUGAAGUUUUCCUGAUCUACAUUUCACUGUAGCUUCAUUACUGUGGACUUUUUUUCUUCUUUUUUUUAUACAGUACAUUGUAGAUGCCUUCAUAUCAUACUUGAAAAUUUAGCACUGAAACACAAACCAUCAUGACUGUGUAUCUUUACUUUUAUUAACAUAUCUUUGUGUCUAAUGUGUCCAAUGAAAAAACAUUGCAGAAAUGAAACUAUACAGUUGUAUAUUGUGUAUACAGUCUACUGUAGUUUUCUGUCUUACCUGUGUGAAUAUGACAACAAGGACUCCAUAAGUAAAAGAAACUUGAAAGAAGGUGGUUAUAACAAUAUUUUAUUGAAGGCAAGCUACACCAAUGACAAAUGGGAUGCCAAAGUGUCUAUGUGAACUGAACUGGCUCUUUUAUAUAGGCUUUAUAUCUGAGGUACUAUUGGACUAAAGUGACAUUGUAUCUGUCCUCUGUUCAUGAAAGUUAAUGUGUGUUAUGAAAUUAAAUCUGACUUUUAACCUA
Molecule: messenger RNA, 2946 nt
Organism: Seriola aureovittata
Lineage: Eukaryota; Metazoa; Chordata; Actinopteri; Carangiformes; Carangidae
Gene: zbtb26
Product: zinc finger and BTB domain containing 26
Exons: 2
Coding region: 878-2224 (448 amino acids)
Biological process (GO): regulation of transcription by RNA polymerase II
Cellular component (GO): nucleus
Molecular function (GO): protein binding; RNA polymerase II cis-regulatory region sequence-specific DNA binding; DNA-binding transcription factor activity, RNA polymerase II-specific
Source: RefSeq, a predicted model, not a curated record